Molecule: messenger RNA, 588 nt
Organism: Canis lupus familiaris (dog)
Lineage: Eukaryota; Metazoa; Chordata; Mammalia; Carnivora; Canidae
Product: cuticle collagen 34-like
Exons: 2
Coding region: 1-588 (195 amino acids)
Source: RefSeq, a predicted model, not a curated record
AUGAGCGUUCCCCCGCCUGGUGCCCAUUUGCACGUCCGGCCCGGCGGUAAAGACGAGGGUAAAGACGGCUCUGGGGGCGCCCUGCGGCUCGGGCUGGACGGCCGGGGACCCUGGAGACCCCCGAGACCCCCGAGACCCGGGAGACCCCGGGACCCCCGACACCCUCGAGACCCCGAGACCCCCGAGACCUCGGAGACUCCCGAGACCUUGGGAGACCUCGGGGCCCCGGAGACCUCGGGAGACCCCGGAGACCUCGGGAGACCCCCGAGACCUUGGGAGACCCCGAGACCCCGGAGACCUCGGGAGACCCCCGAGACCCCGGAGAUCCCCGAGACCUCGGAGACCCCGACUUCCGAGACCCCGGAGACCCCCGAGACCCCGGAGACCCCUGAGACCCCGAGACUCCGGAGACCCCGAGACUCCCGAAACCUCGGGAGACCCCGAGACCUCGGGACCCUGGAGACCUCGGGAGACCCCCGAGACCCCGGAGACCCUGGGAGACUUACGGGACCCCGGAAACCCCGGGACCCCGGAGACCCCCGAGACCCCGGGACCCUGGAGACCCCCGAGACCCCGGGAGACCCCUGA